AUGGCUCUUGUUCCUUAUGAAGAUAAUCCGCUCCCUGCACUCUCCAAACUCCACAGUUCUUCAGCAGAAUUCCGCUUCGUCAACCAGGAGCUCCGUUUAGCUCAGGACUGGAAGAAGCUGGGGGUGGCUGCAGUCGUUUGGGAUGCUGCGGUUGUUAUGUGCAUGUAUCUGGAGCUGGGAGCAGUGGAGUUAAAGGGGAAGAAGGCCAUUGAGCUGGGAGCUGGGACUGGACUGGUGGGGAUUGUGGCAGCUCUGCUGGGCGCUCAUGUGACCAUCACAGACCGGGAACCAGCCCUGGAAUUCCUCUCUGCCAACGUCAAUGCCAACCUGCCCCCACGGUCCCGUGACUCGGUGGUUGUCUCCGAUCUGACCUGGGGUCAGGGCCUCGAACGUUUCCCUGGAGGAUUUGAUCUGGUUCUAGGAGCAGACAUCAUUUACCUGGAGGAGACCUUUCCAGCCCUACUGCAGACCCUGGAGCACCUGUGCUCAGACACCACCGUUGUCUUACUGGCCUGCAAGAUCCGCUACGAGCGGGACACAAACUUCCUGAGCAUGCUCCGGCAUCGGUUUGCUGUGGAGGAGGUCCACUAUGACAAAGACAAGGACAUUCAUGUGUACAAGGCCUGCAGACUCCGUGGGAGGACAGAUUUAUGACAACUAAUUUAUGUUCAGCGAGAGAAUAAAAAAAAUUAAAAAAAGACCAGAAACAUGUUCAUCAGCUGCCAAAAAUCUUUUUUAUGUCUAACAUAAACACACUGUUGUACAAGUUGACAUUUAGAAAAUGUGAAUAAAAAGUUAAGAAAAAAAGCAACACAAAAAAAGCAAGACUAUACAUAAGAGUACAAUAUGGCAUUCUGUAUCAUGAAAAUAAAAGCUUUGUUCACUCUU
This is a messenger RNA of Fundulus heteroclitus (mummichog), 888 nucleotides long. RefSeq names its product methyltransferase like 21A (gene mettl21a). The transcript is spliced from 3 exons. Gene Ontology annotation, cellular component: cytosol; cytoplasm. Gene Ontology annotation, molecular function: protein-lysine N-methyltransferase activity. Gene Ontology annotation, biological process: peptidyl-lysine methylation. The record is from RefSeq and is a predicted model, not a curated record. Bases 1 to 654 code for a protein of 217 amino acids. NCBI's taxonomy places the organism in Eukaryota, Metazoa, Chordata, Actinopteri, Cyprinodontiformes, Fundulidae.